This is a messenger RNA of Trichosurus vulpecula (common brushtail), 2861 nucleotides long. It is a transcript of the gene PPP1R18, whose product is annotated as protein phosphatase 1 regulatory subunit 18. The record is from RefSeq and is a predicted model, not a curated record. The transcript is spliced from 4 exons. The coding region runs from base 101 to 2020 and encodes 639 amino acids. NCBI's taxonomy places the organism in Eukaryota, Metazoa, Chordata, Mammalia, Diprotodontia, Phalangeridae. Gene Ontology annotation, molecular function: phosphatase binding.
GUUGGGUGGAAAGGACACCUGGGUCCCGCCGGGCAGAACGGCCGAAGGAGGGCGAGGCAGCUGGAGGCUGAGGACCGGGAUUCUUGGGUCCCAGAGAAGAAUGAGAGCGUUCUCUUGCCCCACUGGGACCAUGGCUACUGUCCCAGAUUGGAAGCUACAACUACUAGCCAGGCGAAGACAAGAGGAGGCUGCCGUUCGAGGCCGGGAGCAGGCUGAGAAGGAUCGACUGGCCCAGAUGCCAGCCUGGAAACGGGGGCUAUUGGAGAGACGCCGUGCCAAGCUAGGAGUGCCAGUGGGGGAACCAGGUCCUGGGAAUGAGGCUCCAGAUGCAGCACCUCCUGAACCUGAGGAGCCUGUUGUCCUUCUGGAGGCCAUCGGACCUGUCCACCAGAAUCGCUUCAUCCGCCAAGAGCGCCAAGAGCUGAAGCAGCAGCAGCAGCAGCAGCAAAGUGCCGAAGAGCAGCUCACUGAUCGGAGGCCACCUGAGGGUCGAGGACAUGUUUCAGGGAGAGUGGAAGCCCGAGAGCAGAGAGUCAGCGCAGCAGAGGCUCAGGAACAGAGUCUGGUGGGAAGAGAGUCAAGAGAGCAGAGGCUGAGCCUGGGGGAGUCUGUAGAUAGGAAGCUGGGGCUAGCAGAAGUUCAAGAGCAGAGCCUUAGGCCUGCAGAGGCCUUGGAAUGGAGAUUAAGCCCCAGGGAGACUGAGGAGAGGAGCUCUGGACUAUCAGAAUCACGGAAAUGGAAGAAAAGCCCCGGGGAAGAUCGAGAACGAAAUGUGAAUGCAAUAGAACCUCGAGAACAGACUUCUGGGGGAUCUGAAACAGGAGAAUGUAGACUGAGCUCAGCAGACCAUGGAGAGCAUGGAGAACAGAGGCUGGGGUUGACAGAGAUACAUAAAUGGAGGAUGAAUUCCAGAGAAGUCUUCGAACAGAGUCCAGAGCUAUUGGAGGCUCGAGAGUGGAGGUUAAACCCAGGAGAAGAAAGCAAAGGGAGAUCAGGGGAAUUGAGGACGGAACAGAGACUAAUGCAGAGACAAACCAGGGAGAACUCAGGACUUUUAGAGACACAAAGAUGUAGGUUAAGUCCUGGUGAGUUUCGAGAACGAAGCCCAGGGGUAAUGGAGGCAACAGAAAUGAGGCUGAAUCCAGGAGAGGAUGCAGACAAGAGUUCUAGACAGAUGGAAGUACGGAAAUGGAGACUGAACUCUGGGAAGGCUCGAGAAUGGAGCCCUGGGAGAUCAGAGGCUCGCGAGCAGAAGACAGUGCAUUCAGAUUCUGGAGAUCAGAAGUUGCUGUUGCCUGGACCAAAGGCUGAAGAAGGGAGGACAGGGGCUGCUGUAGAGGAAGCUGGGGAUGGAGGCAGGAUGGUGAGCUCCCUUAGAAGCCACUACCCUGUAACCUCCCCCCCACCACCUGAGGAAGUUGGGACCAAAGGCUCAGGGCCUCAGGAAGAGGAAGCAGCAGAACCUCAGCCCCCACCACCACCCUCAGUAUCUCCCCUACCCCCUGCCCCACCAACUCCUCAGCCCCCAGGGGACCCGCUGAUGAGUCGCUUGUUCUAUGGGGUGAAACCUGGGCCUGGGGUAGGGGCCCCCCGCCGUAGUGGACACACCUUCACAGUUAACCCUAGGCGUUCUGGGCCCCCUGCAGCCCCUGCCCCACCUGAACCCCAGGUCCCUGGCCCUGGGAAGAAGCGGUACCCCACUGCUGAGGAGAUACUGGUGCUUGGGGGCUACCUCCGUCUCAGCCGAAGCUGCCUCGCCAAGGGGUCCCCUGAGAGACACCAUAAACAGCUCAAAAUUUCUUUUAAUGAGUCAGCCCUGGAGACCACCUAUCAGUACCCUUCUGAAAGUUCUGUGCUGGAGGAGAUGGGCCCUGAGCCUGAGGCCCCAAGUGCUCCUGGUCCCUCCCCAUCCCUGCCAGAUGAAGAGGAGGAUGAGGAGGAGUUGCUGCUACUACAAAGGGAGCUUCGGGGAGGACUGCAGACCAAGGCCCUGCUAGUGGAUGAGUCCUGCCGCCGGUGACCUUUCCAACUGGGAGGGCAAGAACUCCUUCCCACUCCUGAGUGCUGAAGAUCAAUCUUCCAUCCUUCCUCGCAGCUGCUGUGCUGACAGACCCCAUAAAAUGAGUUGUCAGGAAGGAGAAAUCCCAUGCACUUCUCCACCUCACCUUUCUUGUGCUGUGGUGGGGGGGAGCCCAUCUCUGCCCUCUAACUCAUGAUCUUAGGUUCAGACGGUGUCGUAGACAUUUUCAGUGAAAGGAGAGAGUCUUUGGCUCAGUGUCUCCUGGGAGUCAAAGAACCCAAACCCCCUAGGGAAGGGGGCAAAGCCUACUGAGUCAUGAGAAGGUAGAACUUUCCUUCUGACUGAAUAGCACUCUGUCCAUUGCUAACCCCACCGUGCCAACACCCCACCCUACCCCAAGGUUGGUAAGUGCAGGCCACCCUGCCUUGAGAAGUCCUGCCCUCAUUCCCUCUGUUUGUUUACAGGUGCAUCCAUCCCUUCUGGGGGUUAAAGAUGUACUUUUUCUCUGCCUGGGUCUCCACCCACUUAUGUUUACAGCUUCCACUGUCCCAAGCCUCACUCAGCCAAAGUCCCAGGUUUACAAACCACACCUGCCAUGGUUAUAUUACCACAACUCAGCCAGUGGGUGGUCCUCUCCCUUGCCUUUGACUGUUUGGAGCUUGGCUUUCUUCUUGAAUGUCUACCUUCCCUAACCCUGCCUUGUUCAGUAUUAUUUUGGUCUUCCAAAAGGAGGAGGGGUGACCUCAAUCUUUUCCUCCCUUGUAGUUAAUUCUUAUGUUUCUUCCAGUGACCUGGAAUUAAACUGAAGAGGACUCGAGGGUCCUAAUGAGGUCCUACCUUA